GAAAAAGAAGAAGAAGAACCACAGAAGAAGACCCGUCACUAGGAAACAGAAGAAAGCGUUCCCGCUGGACGGAUGCAUAUGGGGAUGCUGUCACUGGAACAUCUUCACCUCAAGCAUGUCCUGCAAACAGUUUGUGCACUGGAGGCAGUUGUCCUCCGCAGUUUUGGUCCAGAUGGAGGACAGGUAUUGUUCAUCCGGGACACAGCAGAGGCAAUGUUGAGCCGCAGUGGGUCACGCAUUCUCACAGCACUACGACUUGAGCAUCCUUUGGCCAGGAUGGUGGUGGAGUGUGUCUGGAAGCACAGCACUGUAACAGGGGAUGGAUCCAAGACCUUUGUCCUACUGCUGGCAUCAUUACUACGGAUGAUUCAUACAACGGUCUGCAAGGAUCCUACUGUGUCUCACACUUGUAACUCCAGAAAGGCAGCAGAGGCUGCUUUGGCCAGGCGCUUGGCCGACGAACUGCUGGCAUUUGUUUUAGAGGAUCUUGAUGAUCUCAUCACUGUUGGAGUGGUCCCCUAUGGAUGCUGUGUUUCGUGGGAGGAUUUCACUGCAAAAACACAAUCACCAGUUCACACCAACAAUCACCAUGUUCAGAAGUUGCUAGCAUCGUUCUUUCAUACGCGCCUUGGUUACACUCACUGUGAUUUCAUAAGCAACCUUGCAUGUGAACUGUUUGCAUCCUGGAAAUUUAAAAAUGACACACCUGCCUUAUCACUUCAGUUUGUAAAUGACAACUUCCCUGCACUGCAUACACCUGUAUCAGGUUUCCCUAUUGACUGUUCUCGUUUGAUCGAGGGGCAAAUCAUUCACAGGGACUUUGCUACGCCCUGCCCUCAGACUGAGAACCAGCCGGUCAAAGCCGUAAUUUUCACUGGGUACCUGGAGUCUGAAUUGCUCAGAGCAGGAGAGGUGCUUGAGGUGGGAUGUGGAGAGCAAGUGAUGGAGGAGAAUUCAAGCAUGAAGCAAAGUAUUGUGCAGUUUAGUGCCUGGGCAGAAAGGUCACUAGAGUGGGUCAUUGCAGACCUGCAAAGUUUGGGUGUCUCUGUACUUCUGUUUGCAGUGAAACAAUCUCCUGCUGUCCUGGCUUUAGCCACACAGGCAGAGAUGUGCGUUGUUGAGUGUAUCAGUGAAGAUGAGCUGUCUCUUUUUGCCCAGCUAAGUGGCAGCAUGCCUGUCUCAGACUUCUGGAUGAUUCAACCGGAGCAUGUUGCCUCUCUGGCCUUUUGCCGCCCAGUACUACUUGGAGCCCAUAGAUAUGUCCAUGUGGCUUUCCAUGAUUUAGAGGAAAAGGUCAUGGUCAAACCCUGUAGUCUGGUCAUUUGUGCCCCAGGGGAAGGGCAAACUGACCAGUAUGCAUGUGCCUUUCGAGAUGCCAUCCGCAUGCUACUUACAGCUUGGGAGCCCCUGGGUAUGACUGCACAUACAGCAUCAAAAAGGACCUGCUCCAAUGCAUCUCCCUUCCAGCAGCGUGUGUUGGAGCCAGGCUGCGUUAUACCUGCUGGUGGGACAUUUGAGUUGCUCUUACACCAUACCCUACGACAACAUAGCCGCAGUCGCUCAGUUUCCGACAACACGAAUAUGAGUUUACCUGCUGUUUCCCAGCUCUUGGCAAAAGCUCUACUGUGCGUGCCACAGAGGAUUUAUUCCUACAGUCCACGACAUUUCCUGAAGACUCAAACCAGAAUCCUGAGUCUUAUUUCAGAUCAUUCCCCCCUUUUCCCCAGGCACUUGUAUAAACAAGAACAUAAAACAAACCCUGUGCAGAAUUGUAGUACAAAGGAAUGUCCUCUACAGGAUAGUAAACUAAGCAUGCAUUAUUGUGGACAGGCUCACAUGUCGUCAAAUUUUUUUCUGUCGGACUUGGGCCUAGAAUCUAUAUCCUGCAAAUACCAGCUGCUUCUGGCCGUUGUGCAAUGUGUCACAAGUCUUCUCCGGGUCGACGCUGUGCUGUGUACGCACACUGCCUCAUACACACACUCACAUAGAUUUGCAAAUAGUUCCUUUGUAGGUUCAGAGGAUGAGGCUGAGGGCUAAAAUUAUAUUCUAUCCCAAGAUGAAUACUAUAAACAUAUUUUCUCUCAGUACAAACUCAAGCAAAUUAUUUGUACUUUAAUGGAUAUUGCUGCAGCAAUUUUUGUAUGGCCACAGUAUUUUUUGCCAGACUGCGAUAUAUUUGUAAUGCAAGUCUUCUGGACCUGUGCAGUGAGAAACUUACAUUUUAUUGCAUACCAUUUAUAGGCCAAUGAAAUUUUAAGGUGGUUCCCUACCAUGCUGUCCUGAAUCAAGGCUAGGUUUGGCAGUAACAGUAAAAAAAGAAAACACAGAAUAACUUUGAUGUAUUGUACGGAAUGUGCAGUUGUUAUCAAAUCAUUUAGAUUUUAUCAACUAUGUCUUAAUGUGAAGUAAAUUGUUUAGCUUUCGCUUUUGACUUCUCAUUGUUUGUUUUUUUAACCACAGUUUCUCUUUCUUAUCUCAACUUUCAUGUCCUCUUCUCUUGGCCAGUACGUUAUAUAAAAGGCAUACACACUGAACAACAAAGGUAAAUUACAUCACAAAUAUGCACACUUCUCUUUUAUAAUCAGUGUUAUCUCCUUGGCCGGUGGGUCAUCAGAAAGGCAACACCCUGCUGUCAACAACUAAAUCAAAGGGUACUUCCUUGUGCUGUAAUCAGAGGAAGACAAAACAUAUUCUCACCUCUUUUUGAGGAAAUAGUGAGUCAUUAGAUGUGUUACACUCACUAGCUUACGUAAAUCAGUACGUUUGCUUUAAUCACCGAUGGGAAGAAUGCUCCCCAGGGUAAUAGGAGUAACUUUAGGAGCUUUGUUUCUGCUUUGGCUCAAGCUCUACAUGAGUCACACUUGACGGUUGCAAAUAUUAAAGAGGGAGAAGCUCGGGGCAUAUUCACAGUUUUUUUCCACUGCUCACAAGGCAACCAAGCCUUGAUAAUGGUUGCAUGCCCCUCCUCCCCUACACAGCUUAACACAAGUCAGUUUGAUAGUCAAGAUUUUGCUGUGGUUAAUGAACUUU
This is a messenger RNA of Monopterus albus (swamp eel), 3030 nucleotides long. It is a transcript of the gene bbs10, whose product is annotated as Bardet-Biedl syndrome 10. Gene Ontology annotation, biological process: chaperone-mediated protein complex assembly. Gene Ontology annotation, molecular function: ATP binding. The transcript has 4 exons. The coding region runs from base 73 to 2037 and encodes 654 amino acids. Lineage: Eukaryota; Metazoa; Chordata; Actinopteri; Synbranchiformes; Synbranchidae. The record is from RefSeq and is a predicted model, not a curated record.